Molecule: messenger RNA, 5439 nt
Organism: Phyllopteryx taeniolatus (common seadragon)
Lineage: Eukaryota; Metazoa; Chordata; Actinopteri; Syngnathiformes; Syngnathidae
Product: E3 ubiquitin-protein ligase pellino homolog 2
Exons: 7
Coding region: 339-1628 (429 amino acids)
Biological process (GO): protein polyubiquitination; regulation of Toll signaling pathway
Molecular function (GO): protein binding; ubiquitin protein ligase activity
Source: RefSeq, a predicted model, not a curated record
CCUUUUGCUUUGCUAGUUGAACAGAUUUCGGUACAAGCUAGCGGCACACUAGACUCGUAAAGCCUCGGAAAGAUGCUCCUCCGGCGGACCAAACCUGUCCAACACACGGCAAUAAGUUCACGGAAACUUUGUCCGACUGUGUCCCAACUUGACUAAGGAGGCAGCCCCCCCAACGGUUUUCAACGCGACACUUUCGAGGGGGGGCGGGGGGGUGCUAGCAUUGUUUAAUCGCUCCGUAGUAUUCCAGUUGAGGGCGACUCGUCUUUCGUUUCUCUCUCAUUUUCUUUCGCCUUUAAAAAAUUAUAUUUUUCCAAUUUCCCGGAGCUAGCCCUUCGCUGAUGAAUUCACCGAAAAAGGACGGAGAUGAUGAUGUGCCCGUUAAAGACGCGAUAAAAUACGGCGAACUGGUCAUUUUGGGGUACAAUGGCUCCCUUCCCAGCGGCGACCGCGGGCGCCGAAAGAGCCGCUUUGCGCUGUACCGACGCGCCAAGGCCAACGGCGUCAAGCCCAGCGCCGUGCACAUCCUCAACACACCGCAGGACAGCAAGGCUGUGCACAGCAGGGGGCAGCACAGCAUCUCUUUCACGCUGUCCCGCAACCAGACAGUGGUGGUGGAGUAUUGCCAUGACAACAACACUGACAUGUUCCAGAUUGGGCGAUCCACAGAGAGUCCUAUUGACUUUGUGGUGACGGACACCUCCGGGGGCGCUAAGGAAGGCGAGGACCCCUCCAUAGCCCCUAGCACCAUCUCACGUUUUGCCUGCCGCGUGGUGUGUGAGCGCCACCCACCGUACACAGCACGCAUCUACGCCGCCGGCUUUGAUUCCUCCAAAAAUAUCUUCUUAGGGGAGAAGGCAACCAAGUGGAAGAACCCAGACGGCCACAUGGACGGCCUGACCACCAACGGCGUGCUGGUCAUGCACCCCGAGGGCUUCCCGGAGGACCCCAAGCAGGGUAUAUGGCGAGAGAUCUCGGUGUGCGGCGACGUCUACGCGCUGCGGGAGACUCGCUCUGGGCCCAGCCGAGGCAAACUCGCGGAAGGUGAGAGCAGCGCGCUACGUGACGGCUCACUCGUGGACCUGUGCGGCGCCACCCUGCUGUGGCGCACGGGCGAGGGCCUCAUGCGCGCUCCCACCCUGCGCCACCUGGAGGCGCUUCGGCAGGAGCUGAAUGCGUCGCGGCCCCAGUGUCCCGUGGGUCUCAGCACGCUGGCCUUUCCCAGUCUGCCGCGCAGCCACAGCCUUGAAGAACGUCAGCCCUGGGUCUACCUCACCUGCGGCCACGUCCACGGACGCCACGACUGGGGCCAGAGGUCCGAGGCGGGCGAGGAGGAGCCCUUGGAGGGCGAGGGCUCCACAACGCGGCGGGAAUGUCCCCUGUGCCGUAGCGUGGGCCCCUACGUGCCCUUGUGGCUGGGCUGCGAGCCGGCCGUGUACGUGGACGCCGGCGCCCCCACGUACGGCUUUGUGCCGUGCGGCCACGUGUGCUCGGAGAAAACGAGCAGGUACUGGGCGGACACCCCGCUGCCCCACGGGACGCACGCCUUCAGACCCGUGUGCCCCUUCUGCUCCGCCGCCCUCAGCACCCCCGGGUGGACACGGCUCAUCUUCCAGGGUCCCAUCGACUAGCCGCAACACGAAGCUCCUGUCCUGUCUACCCCUUUGAUUUUGUUUAUUUUUAAUAUUUUUUAAAAAAAUGUAUGCUGCAGCUCCUACCCUUAUUUCUCCUUCAGGGCUUGGGUGAUGGAUUGAGGAUCUGGAUUUCAGGCAACUAAAUGAAAAGUAACUGAAUGAUCGAUACGCUCAUUGAUUACCGCGGAAGUCUCCGCAGUUACUCUGCUCGUUUUCAUCCCACACAAACCUGACAAAGAAAAAAAAUGUUUUAAAAUGUCGUGUUUUAUAUAGCAGUGUAACCAGACAUCAAUGCUCACAUGAUGCUUUUUAGUGCGUCGCUUUUUGUGGAAGGAAAGCCAGCGGACAUGGUUUUGAUUCACACAAUGGGGUGGGGGUCCUCUGUUUAAGACGGCGGUCCUUUCCUACGGAGUGACGUAACCCACAAUUUGUUAAGUCUGAAGGGUACAAUAACGUAGUGGUAAUGUAAUUAAUUCUUCAUUCUUAUUAUUCCCCCAAUUUUUGACGCAAUUUAUACCUACAUGGUUUCCAACCUAUCCAAGCCAUUCACGUGUUCAAAAUAUUCAGCUCAUUCAGGACAUCCUGGGAACUAUUUUUCACAUUCCCAGAGUUUCUACAUUUGACUAGAAGUCCCCAUUUUCCACAAGAAAAUGAAAUCAUUCAAAUUAAUGGAGAGAGUUGACAAAUUCACCACUUCUCCUUCGAUUCAAAGUUUCCCAAAUCAGUGGAAAGAUUUCACAGUCACCUGAAAUUUACCUUUUUUUUUUUUUAACCAACUCAGAUCAGUCUAACUUCCAUAUUUUUAACAUUCUCCCAAAAAAAUAUUUUUUUUGUUUUUGUUUUUUUGUUUAGAAGUCCAUGUUUUCCAUUAGAAAUGAUUGGAUAAAUUUUACACAUUGACUUGUAGCCUAUAAUGCAUCACUCUCGAAACCUCAUGUCAGGACCGUCGUAAGCUGAGGCCCCUUUGUAUACACCUGGACCAGAUCCUAAAUCCAUCAUCAAGCAGCUUGAGUAUAAACAAGGGCUUGGACUCCCAACAAACUAGGUAAGAUCCACUUUCCACACACACACACACACACACCAACCUCCCUAAAGCAAUAACACCACUCGCUCAUGUAUAAGCUAAGAUUUCACGCUAGGUUUUAGCUAAGCGCUAGACUAGCGGCGGUCGCCUUGAACAUGGCUGUAACUUUUUUUUUUUUUUUUUUUUUCCCCCCCCUUAGUUUUUGUUUUGUCACAGAUUCAGAGGUCAACCAGAGGUGUGUUUCACCAAACGAUUAGAUAGUUCUUGGGCUGAAUUAUUUUUUGUUUGUGAAAGUAUGUGUGGUUUUGCCUGUUAGUUUCCAAUGAUUAUGGCAAAAAAAAAUGUGAACAUCUGAAAAUGGAUAUGAAAGGUUUUUUUUACUUCUUCUGAAUGCUGAAAACAUUUGGAAAGAGAAAAUUUGUGUGCAGUAUGUGCUAGUAAUGCCAACAAUGGCAGACCACAGCCGGACUUUGCGCUUACAACCCCUUUUACUAUGCCACGAAAUGUGCCCAAUUGAGUCACAUUACUUAAAAACAUCAGAUACGCAACGUUUCAAAUGAGUUAAAACAUUUUAUGCACAGUGUACCCUCGCUAUUUUCCACAGUUUAGAAUCAAGCCCCGAUGUGAAAAGCAGGAAUUUGGGAAUAGUAAUGAACACUCUCCCUCCAAGAAUUAUAUUGCCCAUAAUUAUUGUUUAAACUCUGAAUAAACCAAAAACUAUUAUCCCACUUGAAUAUAAUUUAAAAUUAAUUCCAAAACAUUACCCUUAAAAGUAAAUGGCAUACAGAUGAUCUGAGUUAAAAAAAAAAAAGAAAAUGUAGGGUGGGCAAUAAGUGCCUUUUUCAUGUUCUACAGAAACAUUUGGGAGCAUGUGAGUUUGCAAAUCAGCAAGGGUUUAAUGAACUGUCAAAAGCAUAUCACUAGUCAUGAUGUCCACUCUCCAGAGGCUGAGCUGCAUUGUAGUUGUUUACGGCGUAGACCUUUGGCCUUAGCGCAAGGAAGUAGUAACAGUUCCUGUCCUUGACCUAAAAUGUUCUGUGUGGGCACGCAGUACCAUCGCUACACCCUACCGAAAAAUCCGUAUACCGAUCCAUAUAUACCACUACACCCCGGUUAACGCCAACACACUUGUGGUUUCUCCGCAAAUGCUAAUAGGGACUUUUUAAAGUCUUUGAGCGUGUCGGUGUAUGCUAAGGUUUGACCUAGCAUAACUCAAAUUGGAAGACCUCCUUUUUAUUUUAUUUUAUUUUUUAAAAUUAUUUUUGUGUGUGUGUGCGCGUGUCAAGGAAAAGUUAUUUUGUAAGGAAAUGUGGUUCCGUGUUUUAAAAAUAAAAAAAUAAAAAAUAAAUAAAAAAUAUAUAUAUAUAUAUAUAUAAAUAUAUACUAUUUUUCUAUCUGAUUUAGUUGUUAAACUCAGUAAAAGUUCAGCGUACGUUCUGGGAUGUGUUAGACGUAGAAGAGCCCAUGAGUGUGAAAAUAUUGCCAACACUGUGUCUCGCUCUCUGUCUCUCUCUCUCUCUCUCACACACACACACACACACACACGUUGACACAGUGCUACCGUUGCUCGGACUUUGAAUGUAGCCGACCAUACAAGGCUAUGUGUUUAUUAGCCUCUCCCUGGUGCUCAUAUUGAAUGGUCUAUAUUGUGAUACUAUUUUUGUAAGUGAAUAUGAUAGUGCACGCCCCUCCCCUUCCCAGCUUGAAUAUAAUAACCUCAUGUAUGGAAGAGUAGAUGCACUCUUGUAUGUGUGUGUCUCGCUUGCAUGUGCACACACGCGCACACAGAAUAUACGUUGCACUCAAAAUGCGUCCCACACGCCUUUUGAAAUUCACGCUGAGUAUUUAACGACUUUAAGAUGUCUUCCGAGUCGUCGGCUGUUAAAUGUGUAAAAAUGGAAGAAAAAGAAAAAUCCUCAUACUUGACCAAUGUUUGGAAGUGAGAGUCACACUUUGUACUGUAAUGCUAAUAAUAUUUGUCGCCAACUCUGCUGCAGCAUAAGAGAAACUCAGCCCACAUUAGUUUAUUUGAUUGUCAUUCGUCCCUUUCACAAAGAUUGAUUUGUUUGACAAAAGUGACCAUUGAGCUGGAUUGUAUUUGAAAUUUAGACUAUAAUGAACUGGCUCUUGCACCCUGGUUUUCAUUCAUGGUAAAUCCUCAAAAUUAAUUCGACCAUCGAGGUAUCACUGCAUGUUCCACAAUUUGAACUUGGUUAGGGUUUUUUUUUUUCCCCCCCCCUCGGUGGUUAGCAUUGCUCAGGAUUUAGCGUGGCACACAGUGAUUUCACUACACAACACUUAAAUAUGAGAACAUUUAUCUGCUACUAUAGACUGUAUACAUGGUCACACGUGAUCAGUUAUUUACGGGUUUUAUUAACAAAAGAAUGAAACUUUGCGCAGAUCUGCCAAAAGAUAGAUCAGCAUCUUAUAUAUAUCUUUUUUUUUUUUUUUUAAACGUAGGUGUCCAUUAUGAAUUUCAAACCCUUAGUUUUAACAUGUAGCCUCUGCUAGAUGUAGCAAAGGCAUUUAUUUGCUUUUAAUAUUCCAUUUGUUUAGCAUUUCUCUAACAAUUUCAUGUAUCGGUUGACCUUUAUUGCAAGUCUCCCACAUGUAUUAUUAGACCGUGAAACCACCUCACCCUUUUAUUAUGCAUUUUUAAAGAAAUACAAACUAUGUAUAGCUUUUUUUUUUUCUUCUUCUUAAUUUUUGAUCAUAUUCCUCUGUAACCGAAUGGUGCACAGACAAUCGCUAUUCACAUGUCAAUAAACCUGUUGAAAAGGGCCA